CACUUUUUUCCAUUUGCUGUGUUCUAUUUUUGGGGUGGUUCUUCAGGAAAGCACAUAGCAAACGCAGUUGUCAAUUAGUUAAUAGCAAUAGAGAAAGAUAGAUAAGGGAGAAAAUCCAUACCCUAUUAAGGGAAAUGGAAACAUGGCCAACACCAAGAUGAAAACGCCAUCUGCUUCCAAUCCCAAUCCUCUUCUCCUCCUCUUGUCCUUUUAAACCAGCACGCACAAACACACAGAGACCACCUCAUUAUCUCCAUCACCAGAGCCCCCAUUUUCCAGUUCAUGCUAGAAACCCAAUUCAGAUACAGAGGUUGUGAAUUAGACAAGGAAGAAUCAUAAAAAAAAAAAAUGGUGACCGGGUGGAGAAGAGCCUUCUGCACAUCAAUCCCAAAAGAAAAACAGACCGAAGUUUUACAAUGCGAAAACACCAACACCACCAAUAAUCAAAGCCCCAAAAUCGCCUCCAAAUUCGGCUUCUUCUCGUCUUCCUCCUCCUCCUCCUCGAACCCAUCCACGCCGCGCCUCCGCUGCCGCACCACCGCCGCCACAGCUCCCACCACCCCAAAUUCUUCCCUCCCCAACAGCCCAAAACUCCAAUGCACCACCACCAGCACCAGCACCCCAAAGAAAAGCACCAGCUACAGCCCCAGGCUCUUCCACAAAUCCAACCCCUCCUCCCCGAAAUCGCCUUCCAGCUUCUCCCUCCUCAAAUCCACUCUCCGCCUGAGCAACAAAAGUAGAUGCGGAAUCUGUUUGCGGAGCGUGAAAAGUGGGCAGGGUACGGCCAUUUUCACCGCCGAGUGCUCCCACUCCUUUCACUUUCCCUGCGUCGCCGCCCACCUCAACAAGCAGCAGCUCAUGCUCUGCCCCGUAUGCAACACCACCUGGAAGGAGCUCCCGCUCCUCGACAUUGUAGCUCCCAUUAUUAAGCCCCCAACCGAUGACCACUCCAAGCUCAGAGACGUCAAGACCAAGGCGUUGAGGGUGUACAACGACGACGAGCCGCUCAUGUCGCCCACUUCGGUUGCGAGGUUCAAUCCGAUUCCGGAGUCCGACGAGGAAAACGAGGCCGUUGAGUUCCAAGGCUUCUUCGUCAAUCCUGAUGUAGCUGGUGUUAAUAACUCCGGGAUUCGGAAGAGUGUGGAGUUCAGUCUGUUGCCGGAAUCGGCGGUGGUGGCGGUUGGGAGGAGCUACGAGACUUACGCGGUGGUUCUGAAGGUCAAAGCUCCUCCGCAGGAAGUCAGAGCGACGUCACGUCGGGCGCCGAUUGACUUGGUGACGGUGGUGGACGUCAGCGCGGAUAACAGCCGCUCCAGAAUUCAGGCCACGAGACGCGCGCUGAGGUUGGUCGUUUCGUCACUCUCCGACGCCGAUCGUCUCUCCAUCGUGGCGUUCUCGUCCAUCUCCAAGAGGCUGCUGCCUUUGAGGAGGAUGACGCCGGCGGGCCGGAGGUCGGCGCGUCGGAUUGUCGACGCGCUCUGCGGCGUUGGGCAGGGGAUGUGUGUGAACGACGCGCUGAAGAAGGCGGCGAAGGUUUUACAAGACCGAAGGGAGAGGAACCCAGUCGCUAGCAUCAUGCUGUUAUCCGCCGUAGCCAAUUCCAGUCAGAGGCGCGCCUCCCCCGUCGUGUCCUCCACGCGCUUCCCUCAGCUCGACAUCCCAGUCCACACAGUCGGAAUAACCGGAACUACCGACAACGCGUUCGUCAAGUGCGUGGGGGGUUUGCUCAGUGUGGUGGUUAAAGACGUCAAGCUCCAGCUCAGUUUAGUAACCGGCUCAGCCAACGCCGAGAUCGCGGCGGUUUAUUCUCUCACGGGCCGGCCCACUGCCCUCGGCUCCGGUUCGAUCCGGCUCGGUGACCUAUACGCCGGAGAAGAGCGGGAACUUCUCGUCGAGUUGAAAGUCCCGGCCAAUUCCGCCGCGUCCCACAGCCAAAACGCGAUGAUGUCCGUACGGUCCACCUACAGAGACCCGUCAACAACCAACGAGCUCGUAUGUUCCAAAGAGCGGGCCCUCCUCGUACCGCGCUCGCAAGCUGUCCGAUCGUCCUCGUCAACCUCCAACCCCAACCCCAACAUCCAACGCCUCCGGAACCUCCACGUCACGGCCCGGGCCGUCGCCGAGUCACGCCGGUUCCUGGAGAGGAACGACUUCUCAGGCGCGUACCACUUGCUGACGUCAGCGCGGGCACUGCUGCUCCAGUCGAGCUCGGCCUCGGCGGAGGAGUUUCUUCGUGGUUUGGAGGCUGAGCUGGCGGAGCUCCACCGUGGGAGGCAGCAGCCGAGUGUAGUCCAGAGGCAGAGAGUAGGGAGCGGACACGUGGAGGCUGAGAAGCCUGAGCCGCUGACGCCGACAUCGGCUUGGCGCGCGGCCGAGAGAUUGGCUAAGGUGGCGAUAAUGAGGAAGUCAAUGAACAGAGUCAGCGAUUUACAUGGCUUCGAAAACGCUAGAUUUUAGCUUCUUAGAUUUUUUUAAUUUUUUUUUCCAAAAUAUGUAAUUGUACAACGAAAACAGAAAUAUAUUAUAUGAUAUUGGUGGGAAAGAAAAUAAUCAUUUUUAGCAGAGUGAAA
Molecule: messenger RNA, 2570 nt
Organism: Argentina anserina (silverweed cinquefoil)
Lineage: Eukaryota; Viridiplantae; Streptophyta; Magnoliopsida; Rosales; Rosaceae
Product: E3 ubiquitin-protein ligase WAVH1-like
Exons: 2
Coding region: 349-2457 (702 amino acids)
Source: RefSeq, a predicted model, not a curated record